Penicillium antarcticum is the source of this 2607-nucleotide messenger RNA. RefSeq names its product beta-glucosidase. NCBI's taxonomy places the organism in Eukaryota, Fungi, Ascomycota, Eurotiomycetes, Eurotiales, Aspergillaceae. Gene Ontology annotation, biological process: glucan catabolic process. The record is from RefSeq and is a predicted model, not a curated record. Gene Ontology annotation, molecular function: beta-glucosidase activity. The coding region runs from base 1 to 2607 and encodes 868 amino acids. The transcript is spliced from 3 exons.
AUGCGUUCGCCCUUCUUACUGGCAGCCUGUGCGCUUGCUGAUAUUAGCACCACCUGGGCUCAAGAUGUCUCCGAAGCUCUUCUGGAGGUACCUUGGAAAACAAAUAAUGCAAAGGUCAAUCACCUCGUCAUUGCGCUGACUCCCGCGGAAAAGAUCUCAUUGGUCCAUCAUACUCUGUGGCCAGGAAGUCAAAACCUUGCUGGCUACAUCAAGCCAAUCCAGAGACUUGGAAUACCCGCACUUCAGAUGACUGACGGUGAAGCGGGAGUCAAUGGAGUCUUGAAUGCGACAGCUAUUCCUAGCCAGUUGAAUAUUGCAGCAACAUUCUCUCGAGAACUCGCUUAUAUUGCUGGUGCGGUUGCCGGUAGUGAGGCCCGACUGCUGAAUGCCUCUAUUCUCCUAGCUCCUCGCGUGAAUAUCCUUCGCGACCCUUUCGAAGGUUCCUUCUGGCAAGGUUAUUCCGAAGACCCCUAUCUCAAUGGACAGCUGGGUGCACAAGCAGUACGAGGAAUUCAAGAUCAAGGAACUAUGGCAAACUCGAAGCAAACAGGCCCUAGUAGUACUGGAGCCAGCGCCGGUGACACGAACUCGAAAGUUGAUCUCCAAGUUUUGCAUGAAGUGUACUGGGCCCCUCACCAGCCACUCAUCGAUGCGGGCGUAGCAACCAUGAUGUGCUCCUACGCCCAGAUCAAUGGAGUUCCCGCUUGCCAACAUGACGAGCUUCUCAACCUCACUAUUCGUGGGGAUUACAACUUCACGGGUGCCAUGAUGAGUGAUUGGACGGCAGCUCAUUCCACGGCUCCGUCUAUCAUGGCCGGGUUGGACUGGGAGAUGGGCUCCGAUGCCUACUAUUCUGAGCCCCUAUACGAUCAGAUCUAUGUUCAAAGAAACUUAUCCGAAUCUUAUCUCAACAGAGCAGUCCACCGCAUUCUAUCGAUGUAUGACCGCUUCGGGAUUCUAGAUGGCAACGGCGCUGAAGAGAACUCUACUGCAUUGCUCCUCGCCUCAAAGGAUCUGCCCCAAGAGACAGUCAAAACUGGACAGGACGCUUCAUAUGAUAUCGCAGUUCGAUCAGGUGUGCUCUUGAAGAACGAAGGUACUUUGCCUCUUGGGAAGCACCUGAGCGUUGCGGUACUUGGUGCAACGGGGCUGCAAUUAACCAAUGGUGCCGGCUUCGCCGAAAGGGCCUUUGGAUUUCAAAAUCGCAAGGUUGCACCUGUUGAUGCACUGAAGCAAGCAUUCAAAGACCUCAAAGUGUCUUCAGCAGUCGGCGUCGAUAUGCAUGGCACACUUGUGCCUAGGUCCGCCCUGAGAACCGUUGAUGGCAAGCAUGGGCUCAUUCGCAAUGACUCAAUGGAAAGAACCCACUUUGAUUCCACCCUCAAUUUCCAGGGUAAGAAUUCUCUUCCUGCAGAUGUCAGCUAUACCUGGACGGGUGAAUUGAUUGCGCCCAUGGAUGGCUACUACCGGCUUGCUCUGCAGCGCCGAUUUCCCAGCCCCGGGGGACCGAUUAAUAGUACCGAUUAUAGCGUCUUCUCUCACGAUUAUUUCAGCGUUGAUGAGAAAACAGUUGAUGGAUAUCGUAUUCUCGGCGAUGGGGGGACUCGUCCCUGGAGCUCGCCGCUCCCGACUACUGAUUUCUGGGACGAGGCAGGGACAGAUGUUUACCUCACAGCUGGUACACAUAAUCUGAGUGUCGCAGCGACAUCCAUGUUCGGUGAGCCUCUUGAGAUCAGGUUUCACUGGGUCACCCCAGAACAGCGCCAGAAAAACAUCAAGGACGCAGUGAAACGCGCUUCAGCAGUUGAUGUACCGAUUGUCUUCGCGCAUGCCGACAGCCCAGCCCAAGUUGGCAUGCAACUCAUUGAAGGCUUUGACGAGCUCAUUCAACGUGUCGCCGAAGCAAAUCCCAAGACGGUCGUCGUCCUGCACAAUGCAGACCCAGUGUUAAUGCCAUGGCUGGACAAAGUCUCUGCCGUUCUGUGGAUGGGCCACCCUGGCCAGGAAGGGGGAGCUGCUAUCGCAGACCUUCUUCUCGGAGAGCACAAUCCCCAAGGGAAGCUCCCUGUGACAUAUCCAGCUUCAGUAAACAGCAGCAUGACGCGCAACCCGGAUUAUCCCAACAGAGUUGACGGCCAAAAUGACACGGCCGUUUUUUCUGAAGGUAUCAAUACCUCUUACCGCUGGUAUCUGAGCACGAAUACAUCAGUUCUCUUCCCCUUCGGCUUUGGACUGUCUUAUACGACCUUCGACUACAGUGAUUUUAAUAUAAUUGAAACAACAGACUCGACCUUUGAUGUAUCUUUCACCCUGAAGAAUACCGGAUCAGCACCCGGAGGGGAGGUACCGCAACUGUAUAUUGGACCUCCUUCCGGUGCUGCGCAGAAGUACCCCGGAGUCCAAUUUGCGGUAUCGUCUCUUGCUGGGUUUGACUCCGUGGAGUUGUCUCGCGGUGCAGCCAGGAGGGUCACCUUUCCUAUUUCUAAAAGACAGUUGAGUUUCUGGAGGCAGGUAGACCGGUCGUGGGUUCUUGCUGAAGGCACGCGGGAGGUGUGGAUUGGGACGAAUGCGCAGUCUGUCAUGUUGAAAGGGACUAUUGAGAUAUAG